AGACUGGUGGCCACAUUGCAACAUAGUCGAUAGCAUUCGAUUUGCACUAAAUAAGGACUUGACAGACAUGACAUUGAUCACCACCCAGUGAUCAACCAAUUGUGAUUACAUCUCAGUCCUACAGGAGAUCGGUCGCGACUCGGAUAGCUCAGUGGUAACGUCUCUCGCUGUGAAGCUGGGUGACACGAGAUCAAAUCCGCCAGGGAGCACCAGUUCCCUCAAGGUUACAGGUACACUUUGCUGACGAGUACCAUGUAGCACGAAACCCGGGUCCAGGGUUUCUUGUCGACUACCUCCAACCAUCAUCUAAGUUGGUUUUAUUUAAAGCUUAACAUAUAUCAACAUCUCUAUUAUCAGUAGUCAAUAUCAUUAUUUUUAAACUACCACCCACGCAAACACUUUCAUCGAAAUAUUAACCAAUCAUAUUUUGAGAAAAAAAAGAUAUAUAAACAAAAUUAAACUAUCACAAAUAGUUUAAAUUCAAUUAUUCAAUCCUUAUUAUUCAUUAAAUAGAAUGUACAAUUGAUUAAAUGUUAUAUUUGUGAUCAUUUACUUGUAAAAGAAUAAUUUAAAUAAUUAUUAUUAAUUUAUUAAAUAGUUGACUAAAUUUCUUUCUUCUUUAAUUCAUCAUGUAUAAAUGUAUCAUAAAACUAUUUUCAAAUUUAUCACAUUUCAUUCAAUUCAAACAAAUUUUGUUACAAUUUAUAAGUGUUACUUGUUUUGUUAUGAUGUUUUUAUUUGGUGCAACAUCAUGUUGGUUAUUAUGGAUUUAUUUAAUUAUUAAAUUUAUUAAAUUAUUCUAUAUUAUUGGUAAUAAAUUAAUUAGUAAUGAUAAUAUUAUACAAAAUUCAUAUGAAUUUAUACAUAAUGAACAAUUAUAUGAUUUAUUUCGACAAUUUAUUACAUUAUUUUUAAUUAUUAUUGUAUAUUGGAUAUAUUGGUAUAUUGAUAAAGGUUCCGAAGAGAAAGGUAGUCAUCCAAAAUAUUUUAUUAGAAAUUUAAUAAUAUGGAAAUAUAUAGCAUGUUAUUUUCCAAUUAAACUUGUUCUUAGUGAAUUAUAUCAAAAUAAUAAUAAUAAUAAAGAUAAUGAACAUACAUCUGAAUUAACUACACUCAAUGUUAUUACCAAUCAAAAUUGUCAUAAUGAUGAAGAUCAAAAUUCAAAUGAUAAAAUGUAUAUUGAAACAAUUAUAAAUAAACAAGAUUAUUCUACAAAUGAAAAUAAUUUAACAUGUAUAAAAGAAUUAUUUCCUACAAGUAAUAAUUAUCUAGUUGGUUAUCAUCCACAUGGAAUAUUUGGUAUUGGUGCUUUUAUUAAUUUCUUAACUGAAGCUAAUCAAUUCUCUGAAAAAUUUCCAGGAAUUACACCAUGGUUAACAACAUUGGAGAUUAAUUUCAAAGCGCCAUUUUAUCGUGAUUUUCUAUUAUCUUUUAAUCUUGUAGCAGCAACAUACAAAGGACUUUCAUAUCUCCUUGAUUCCCAACAAUGUGGAAAUACAGGAAAUUUCGUUGUCGUCGUUUUGGGUGGUGCUCCUGAAGCAUUAGAUUCACGUCCUGGGAAAUAUGUCUUCCACACUAACCGACGAUAUGGCUUUUUUAAGUUAGCAUUAAUGACUGGGUCGCACUUGGUACCGUGUGUAUCGUUUGGUGAACCGAAUAUGUUUAAACAAGUGUACAAUCCUGAAGGGAGUUGCAUAAGACACUUCCAAAAUCGAUUUACGAAAAUGGCAACAUUCUCACCUCCUUUCUUUUAUGCUCGAUUUUUUCUGCCUUAUCGGACAGAUGUAAACACAGUCAUUGGACGACCAAUACCGUGUGAAAAAAACCCAAAUCCAACAAGAGAACAAAUAUCAGUGCUGAAAGAAUUAUACCUAGAAGAACUUCGAAAUCUUUACAAUAAAUAUAAACCAAUCUAUGAUCCAGAUGGGGACCUAAUGUUUGUUUGAAGCUGAGAUAAUCGUAUUUUCACAGUUUAUUCUAUUAGCCAAAAAAACAAUAAACAUUACUAUCUAGGACUUUAUGAUUCUGAUUAUUUUAUUUAUGACAAUUAUUUUUCAGUUUCAAGAUGUACAUUCAUUUGAAAACAUUUUUCGCCUUUUAAUUUCUUCUAUGAUCUAAUGAGGGACAACAACUCUCGAUAUAUUUCAAUACUGAUCCGUAGUACAAGACUACGGAAAUACGACGGCUUAAUCAAAUCAAUCGGUAUUAUAAUGUAUCGUAGUCUAUGUUAAAAGUCUUCGCAACCUAUAUAAGUCAUUGUCUAAAAUGAUAGACUAUGUAGGUCUGAGGUUCGAGAGAUAAGUCUAGAUUACUCUUAAAUUCUAGGAACAAUAAGGGUGUAUAUCAAGUUUGUAUUUACUAACUUAAGGGAGAAGGAACAAAAUGCUUCCUCUAUUUUGGCAGAAUAGUGAAAAAAAAUUUAUCACCGUUCACAAUAUUCAGGAAGAAACUUUAAUGAUUCAAUACAGGUCACUUCUAUUAAGCAUUAACAUGGUAAAGUAUACCUGAAAAUUUAGCUUAUAUGAACAAAAUAAGGUAUGGAAUUAGAGUGCAUCAUACAGAGUUAGUACACCUAUUAAUGUCUAAGAAACGCUUUAAAGAGAAUUCAAUAUAUAAAGUUUACGCUAUUCACUUCGACCAACAAUCAACAUAUGGAAUAAAGACAAAUUGUGGAGUCCCGCUGCCUGUGCAUAUAACAGCUCAACGGCUUCGUGGUUAGUUGUAUUGUACGGACAAUUAGGCAAGUUCACUGUACCUCGAAUACCACCCUUUAAAGUUAAGUGAGGAACAGCCAUCCAAUACCAAACAGAUACGACUCACAUUUUUAAUUUCCAUAAUUACACAAUCACUUACUUAUUUACACCUGUUACUCCUCGUGAAGGAGCAUAGGCCGCUCACCAGCAUUCUCCAUCCAACCCUGUCCUGGGCAAUCCUUUCCAACUCCUUCCAGUUGUAAUUCAUCCUUUUCAUAUCUGCU
Messenger RNA from Schistosoma haematobium, 2977 nucleotides. RefSeq names its product Diacylglycerol O-acyltransferase 2 (gene DGAT2). Gene Ontology annotation, molecular function: diacylglycerol O-acyltransferase activity. Gene Ontology annotation, cellular component: endoplasmic reticulum membrane. Lineage: Eukaryota; Metazoa; Platyhelminthes; Trematoda; Strigeidida; Schistosomatidae. The record is from RefSeq and is a predicted model, not a curated record. Gene Ontology annotation, biological process: triglyceride biosynthetic process. The transcript is spliced from 5 exons. The coding region runs from base 630 to 1946 and encodes 438 amino acids.